Molecule: messenger RNA, 1524 nt
Organism: Chilo suppressalis (striped riceborer)
Lineage: Eukaryota; Metazoa; Arthropoda; Insecta; Lepidoptera; Crambidae
Source: the annotation of a GenBank genome assembly
AUGCCUUGUCCAUUCAUGGGAUCUCUUAACCAAGCCUUCGUAAGAAAUUACGGAGGCGCUCUUAUGAAACAGUACGCGAACUACUGCCCCGUCAUAUCUCGCAGCUUUCGCUCGCUCGGUAACGAUGAGACGAAAUGCCCCUUCAUCAAGGAAAACGCCAUCAUCGCGGACGCUCCCAAGGAGAUGUCCGAGGACAUAGUGGAGAACAUGCUGCCGUACAAGUAUGAGAAGUUUUUCAACGAUCAGAUCAGUGCUAAAAAGAAGGAUUAUUCCUAUCGUGUAUUCAGGAAAGUGUCUCGGCUGGCCGCCGACGGUGUGUAUCCUCAGGCGCUGGAGGGCGCAGAGAACCGCCGCGUCACCGUGUGGUGCGCCAACGACUACCUGGGCGCGUCCCGCCACCCCGUCGUCCAAGAUGCUGCCAUUAAUGCUAUUAAAUCCUAUGGAACAGGUGCUGGUGGCACACGCAACAUCGCUGGGAACUCCCAAAUGACUGAGAAACUUGAAGCCGAAAUAGCACAGCUACAUAAAAAACCUGCAGCACUCAUAUUCAGUUCAUGUUUUGUGGCUAAUGAUGCGACCCUGUCUACAUUGGCGAAAAUUCUACCAGGGUGUAUUGUGUACUCGGAUGCUGGGAACCAUGCUUCGAUGAUUCAGGGUAUACGUAACAGCAGAGCUCCUAAACAUAUAUUCAGACACAAUGACCCCCACCACCUUAGACAGCUAUUAUCUGAAUCUCCUAAAGGUGUACCGAAGCUAGUAGUUUUUGAGACAGUUCACUCUAUGAGUGGAGCUAUAUGUCCUUUAGAAGAAAUGUGCAACAUAGCGCAUGAGUAUGGUGCUUUAACAUUUGUGGACGAAGUUCACGCUGUGGGACUGUACGGGAAGCACGGAGCAGGUAUCGGUGAAGAUAGAGGGGUGCAACAUCUUAUAGAUAUAGUAUCGGGGACACUGGGAAAAGCCUAUGGUAAUGUAGGUGGUUACAUUGCAGGUUCCUCUCUUCUGGUGGACACUAUAAGAUCGCUAGCACCCGGUUUCAUUUUUACAACAGCCCUACCACCUCCUGUGCUGGCAGGAUCCCUAGCCGCCAUUAGACUCCUAGGCAGCGAAGAAGGGAGGAGUCUGAGGGCGAAACAUCAAGGUAUCGUGAGAUACUUGAAACUGUCGCUGCUCAUAGCGGGCCUACCGCAGAUGCCGUCAGUGAGUCACAUCGUACCUGUACCUAUAAAGGGAGCGGAUAAAGUGGCGCUGGUCGCCGAGUCGCUCAUGAAGAGAGGGCAUUACGUGCAGGCCAUCAACUACCCCACGGUGGCGCGCGGCGAGGAGCGGCUGCGGUUCGCGCCCGGCCCCUACCACACGCCCGAGAUGAUAGACAGCCUCAUCACUGCCCUCAUAGAAGCAUUCCACGAAAACAACAUAACCUUCGAUGAGUUCAUGGUGAACGGCACUUGCAGAGAGUGCAGCAUGGAGUACAAGGUUGACAUCGCGUACGAGGAACCAUACAAAUAUCCGAUGCAAGUCGCCUAA